AUGCCCCUCCACCACCUCGCCACAACCACCCUCCUCACCCUCUCCCUCCUCUCCCUCCCCACCACCGCCCUCAUCCCAAUCCAAUUCCCCACCUGCCCCGAAAACCUCCACAUCAUCGUCGUCGCCCCGCUCCUAGCCUCGACCACGACCCACACCGACGACGACAUCAACCCCCCCGCGACCGCGCUCGACCCGCUCGUCAACGCCACCUUCGCGCAGCUGCCCAGCUCCAACAUCAGCACCGUCGCCGUGCCCUACUACGACCCGGCCGCUGUGCGCUUUACCGACCCGUCCACCUACGUCGCCGCCGUCGACGCCGGCAUCCGCGACCUGCGCGCCAAGAUCAACGACUCCAUCGCCAUGUGCGCCGACGGCGGCGGCGGCGCGGGCAUCGCGCUGUUCGGUUACGGACGACCGGGAGCGCAGGUCGUGGGCGAUGCGCUGUGCGGGCGCGACGGGACGGCGGCGGGGCAGAGCGUGAAUUUCGGGGAGGUGGCGCCGUUGAAUCGGGCGUGGGGGGAGAAGAUUACGGCGGUCGUUAUGAUGGGAGAUCCGGGUCACAUUGGGGGCCAGACGGCGUGGAAUGUUGGAACGGCAAUGCGUGAUGGCAUCUAUCCGUAUAGGAACGUGGAGCAGUGUCGUUGGUAUGACGGGCGGGUGCAGUCGUACUGCGACCGUGGCGACCCGAUGUGCGAUAGCGGCGAGAAUGUUGCGGUUCAUCUGGGUCUUGUCGAGAAAUAUCUUCAGAACGCAACGGAUUUCGUGGUGAAGAAGGCGUCACAGGCGCAACCGUCGUAA
Messenger RNA from Lasiodiplodia theobromae, 798 nucleotides. Its product is annotated as Acetylxylan esterase. Lineage: Eukaryota; Fungi; Ascomycota; Dothideomycetes; Botryosphaeriales; Botryosphaeriaceae. The coding region runs from base 1 to 798 and encodes 265 amino acids. The record is from RefSeq and is a predicted model, not a curated record. Gene Ontology annotation, molecular function: hydrolase activity. The transcript has 3 exons.